AUGGCGACGACACAUAAACGGACGCGUACUGGAUGCUGGACCUGCAGGGAAGCUGGGUACAAGUGCGACGAGCAGAAGCCUUGCUGUCAGAGAUGCACCAGACUGAAGAUUACCUGCAAAGGCUAUGGCAUCAAACUCAGGUGGCAAGAUGCGCCUAUCGGUACGGUGGUCAGGAAAGCUCGGAAUCAUAGGAAGAAACAGGUGGUGGAGUCUGUGUCGACCCCGGCGAGUAUGGUCAGUGAUUCAUCGGGGUCGUCCUCGUUCGCAAGUCCGCCUACUACGCUUCAAUCGCCUGCAUCUAUCCUGAACGUUCCACGCACGUCAGUCCAUAUCACAGGCCUUGGUCCGGAUUCGUCUGCAAGCGACAGGAGAUUGCUGAACUACUGGGUCGAACACCUCUCUUCUUUAAUUUCCAUCGCCCCGAGACAUGGCCAGCCGACACCGUUUCAGCUACAUCUGACAUCGAUGGCGCACGAUUCGGCGGCUCUUCGAUCCACGGUUCUAUCCAUGGCAGCCAACCACCUCGCGCUGCAGACAUCCGAACCAUCUUUGCGCGUCCAGGCUUAUCGACAUCAGCAAGAUGCCAUACACCUGCUACAAAAGCUUAUUCAGGACCCUCGCCAGGCGCACUCUGAGCCCGCGCUUGCCACAGUACUGAUGAUGCAAGUUUCGGCGCGUCUCUUUGGCGAAGACGACGAGGCGAGUGUGGUCAACCAUUUGAUGGGAGCCAAAGCCAUGAUCACGAGACGUGGAGUGGAUGAGAGGCUCGACUCGUCAAGUGCACGCUUUCUCCUGAGUCUGUUCGCCUACCAUGAUAUCCUUUCAUCCAUCUCACGAGGACAUCGGCCGCUAUUCGACCACGAAGCAGACUUCAAGGCAGUGGAGGGCGUCGAAGAGAUGCAGAGCAUUGCCGAAGUCCUCCUGAUAGUUGCGGGAACGAGCCAGCUGCAACACGCAAUCAAAGUCAGGCGAGAAGCUGGCGGAGACGACCCACUCACCGAAGACGAAGACGCCACUGGCCGACAUGUCCAGCAGAAGCUGCUAGCCAUGCGCUUGGACGCGCAGCGGAACCGCCCACACGGCAGCUCCGACAUACGCUGCACAGCCGAGGCAUACCGCCACGCAGCGUUCAUCUACCUCUACCGGACGUGGCUCGGCGUCGGGGCCCCGAACCCCAUCAGCGUCGAGCACAUCCAACACUGCCUGGCGUACCUAUCCCGAGUCGACGCCAGCUCCCCGCUCACCUCAUCGCACGUCUGGCCGUUGUUCACAGCGGGCUGCGAGGUCAUUGACGGCGCGCAGCGGCAGUUUGUGCGCGACAGGUUCCAGGACAUGUAUGCAUCGAAGCUGUUCCCGAGCUGGAACAGGGUUAUGCGGGACGUGGAGGAUGUGUGGGCAGCCAAGGACGAGGAGGAGCGGAUGAAAGGGCAGGAUGGGAUGGCCAAGGUGGAUUGCAUCCAGGUCAUCCUGAGACGAAGGGGGAGGGAGGUUGAUCUGGCGUAG
This is a messenger RNA of Ascochyta rabiei, 1503 nucleotides long. RefSeq lists its product as uncharacterized. The record is from RefSeq and is a predicted model, not a curated record. Gene Ontology annotation, cellular component: nucleus. The transcript has a single exon. Gene Ontology annotation, molecular function: DNA-binding transcription factor activity, RNA polymerase II-specific; zinc ion binding; transcription cis-regulatory region binding. The coding region runs from base 1 to 1503 and encodes 500 amino acids. Lineage: Eukaryota; Fungi; Ascomycota; Dothideomycetes; Pleosporales; Didymellaceae. Gene Ontology annotation, biological process: positive regulation of transcription by RNA polymerase II.